Acytostelium subglobosum LB1 is the source of this 675-nucleotide messenger RNA. RefSeq lists its product as hypothetical. Lineage: Eukaryota; Evosea; Eumycetozoa; Acytosteliales; Acytosteliaceae. The annotation marks the transcript as partial. The record is from RefSeq and is a predicted model, not a curated record. The transcript has 2 exons.
CCGACACUCAAAGCACUCUACACCCGCCUCAUGGACACGAAAGACCCAAAGUGGAAUGUCUUCACACCCAAUCCAGGCCAACUCAUCCUAGAGAACAGUGGCGUACGAGUCCAAGCGGCCCUCGCCUCACCCAGCCGUAUCAUCCACCCCAAGGGCAAGGACCUCAUAUGGAGGUAUCUCACCAAGAGCCUUCCCCUCAUCAAGACUGGCCCCUGCAAGCGCUGCGGCGCCUACGAGUCCAGCGAGCACAUCUUCUUCCUGUGCCCAAGAUCGCUGGACGCCCUCAGCCACUUCAAGGAAGCAGCAGAAGAGGCUAGCAUCACCAUCAGAACCUGGACAGCCUUGAGAUUCAACAUCGACUCCUCCCCCAUCCUCACCAUGAACCUGUACGCAAUCUUCAUGGAAACCCUCUGGACACUCAGGAACAAGGAACGUCAUCAGGAACAAUUCCAGAUCUCCAAACACCUCAUCCUCUUCAAGACCAAGAUUCUGAUCGAGGCCGCGUGGACACGAGCCAAGAAUACCUGCCAGAGACUGUACACCAAACUCACCAACACUACCAACCCAGAAGCGAAAGAAGCAAUCCACCUACUCAUCACCCAAACCACCAUACAACUCAACGAACAAUGGGGACACCAGACCCUAUACAAUCUGCCACCACUCAACUACACCCGU